GAAGAAGAUCGUGAACUAGAGGAACUCGGUCCGUGCUAGCAUCACCAUGUAACGAUGGCGGUGUCGAUAUAAGUAAAACAAAACCUCAGAGGACCCGUCCUGAUCCAAAACGGAGUCUUUAAGAUGGCAGGCGAGGAGGAGAGGGGGGUGGUUCGUGUCAAAGUCAAGAAAUGUGAUGGAGUGCUUCCUGUGGAGUUUCGCUCUUUUGCUGUUGAUCCUCAGAUAACGUCGCUGGAGGUCCUGCAGCACAUACUUAUCCGAGCCUUCGAUCUGAGCGGGAAGCGGAAUUUCAACAUCAGUUACCUGUCUCGAGAUCGGAGCGGCAUGGAAACGUAUCUGUCGCUGCUGUCCGACUGGGAUCUGGAUGUUGCCUUUCUCAGCGCAGCCAAACCCUUUCUGCAGCUGAAGAUGGAUGUAAAACCUUCAGAAGACAGCCCCGUCAUGGAGGACUGGGACAUCAUAAGCCCCAAAGACGUGAUUGGUUCUGAGCAGCUUCUGGCAGAGAGGACGAAGUCUUUGGCAUCUGCAGCUCUGCCCUUCACUCAGUCUCUGCUGUCUCAGGUGGGACGGACCCUGUCCAGAGUCCAGCAAGCUUUCACCUGGUCUUAUGGGGAGGAGAUCAAACCUUUCAAGCCCCCCCUGAGUGAUUCGGAGUUUCACAACUACCUUAAUGGACAGGGCCAGUUGACCCGACCUGAGGAGCUCAGACUGCGGAUCUACCACGGCGGCGUGGAGCCUUCGCUGCGCAAGGUGGUUUGGCGGUACCUUCUGAAUGUCUACCCUGACGGACUGAGCGGACAGGAGAGAAUGGACUACAUGAAGAGGAAGACGAGAGAGUACGACCAGCUGAAGAGGGAGUGGACAGCUCGGGUCAGCUCAGAGGACCUGGAAUUUAUCCGAGGGAAUGUUCUCAAAGACGUCCUGAGGACAGACCGAGCUCAUCCGUACUACGCUGGCUCAGAAGACAGCCCACACCUGACCGCUCUCACAGACCUGCUCACCACAUUCGCCAUCACACAUCCUCAGAUCUCAUACUGUCAGGGCAUGAGUGAUAUCGCCUCACCUAUACUCGCAGUCAUGGACAACGAGGCGCAUGCCUUCAUUUGCUUCUGUGGCAUCAUGAAACGCUUGGAGGGAAACUUCCGGCCUGAUGGGCAGCUCAUGUCCAUCAAGUUCCAGCAUCUGAAGCUGCUUCUGCAGUACUCAGACCCAGAAUUCUACUCCUACCUGGUGUCCAGAGGAGCUGAUGACCUCUUCUUCUGUUAUCGGUGGCUUCUUCUGGAGCUCAAGCGAGAGUUUGUGUUUGACGAUGCUCUGAGGAUGCUGGAGGUCACUUGGAGUUCUCUUCCUCCUGAUCCUCCUGAAACUGAAGUGGAGCUGCUGGGACCGCAGCUGGAGGCCAACGAAACAUCAUCCAGCAGAGACGAGGAGAAGGCGGCUGAAAACGGCCUCGGAGAUGAUAAGGAAGAAAAGGAGAAACAGCGGAGGAGGCAUAUGCUGAGGCCCUCCAGAGAGGAACCUGAUAUGAACAGGAAUCCUGCCACUGAAGAGAGAGACAGGCAAACUGGGGGCACUGGAAAGGGAGUUGAGGUUGGGGCUUCUGGUAUUCCUCAAGUAACCAUAGGAAAGUCUGAUUUGCAGCAUCCUCGUUGUGAGAGGCAAAUGAGUUUUGGAGAAUUUAAAUACUAUACAGCCAGAAAUGAAGACAGCUUUGAUAUGGAGGAUGCUGGUCAGCCACAGGGUUCGGUUGCUUCAGAGCUUGAACCAAACAUCCCAACACGUCAGUCCACAGUCGACAGUGAGGACGACCCUGGAGAAAAAACUCCCCUCAUCAAAGACUGUGACAGUGGCUUGUCUCCUGUAUCAUCACCCCCUCUUUUUCCCCGUGGCCUACCAAUCUGGAAAAACGGCUCCUCAGUCUCUCCCACAUCUUCAGCGUCACGCUCCAGCUGGCCAGGGGCUUCUCCAGAGUCACCUCCAAACUCUGCAUCCUCAUCCACACCCAAUGGAAACGAGGCCUUAACAAGAACUGUCCCGAAAGUAACGGCUUCUUCUGCCCUAGUGAUGAGCUCAACUGCAGGGAUCACUUCCCCCACAACAACCUCUGUAAAAACAUCUGGAACAUCUCCCUCUCAUACUCAGGGUAGAUCCUUGCUCUCGUCGCCUGUUUUGUCCUUUGGGGGAGGUGGCUCUCUGUCUGGGAGCAGGUCAAACUCUAACAAUCUUCCUUCACCUGCCACCACAGUGAACACACCCGGUUCUCUAAAAACCGAGACCACCAGCAUCAAACCGUGCUCCUUGCCGCCUCCCCAGGAGUUUGGCAAAGGCAACCCCUUCAUGCUGUUCCUGUGUCUGUCCAUCCUGCUGGAGCACCGGGAUCACAUCAUCAAGAACAGCCUGGAUUACAACGAGCUAGCCAUGCACUUUGAUCGCCUCGUGCGGCGCCACAACCUGAGCAGGGUGCUGCAGAGAGCCAAGGCCCUGUUUGCAGACUACUUGCAGAGUGAAGUGUGGGACUCAGAAGAGGGGGAUGAGGUUAGCUCAGACUCACCGACAGCUGCUCAACCAUCCCCUUCUUCGGCAGUCUCUGCUAGGCCCAUUUACAGUCCUUUAGCCUCCCCUCCGUCAUCUCCAAACUCAACGUAUAACCUUACAACGACCAUUCCUUCACCAUCAGCUCAAGUCUCUGUUUUUCCCACAUCCUGAGUCUGUAUGCAUCAUUGGAUUCCUGUCCUCAGUAGACUCCUGGUGGCCUGUUGGAGGUAUAGAUCUUUUUUAGACAACCUCCAUCACUCAGCUGGGCCAUUAAUAUUAUUCUCAUUAUGUGUAUGCCUGAUCUACUCCUCAUAUCUGUAGUCGUCAUUUAUGUUGUCUAUCCUGAAUGUGGGCAUCAACUAGCUUCCUUUGUUAUCGUGUUCUCUGAGGUUUGCUGACGCAUGAAACUUUAAACUCUGGUUCUCGCCUAAGAUGCUGAGGCGGUGAAGCAGUCUUUUACAAAAUCCCUGAAAGGUUUGUCCACUUGGUGCAUUUAGCCUGUGUUGCUCUUAUUAUCUUUGUUUACAAGCUCAUCUUAUGUUCAGUAAGCCACAAAAGUGUCUUAGCUACAGCACUAAAAUACCAAGAGUCUAAAACGCAAAGGGAAAUCCAGAAUUUGGCCAAAAUGUAAAUGCUCUAGGAGGACUUUUACAAUAAAUAAAUAAAUAAAUAAAUAAAAGUAUUAGUUGUAUCUUAAAUUUUACUUAUCCAAAGUGCUGUACAGUUGAACUUGUUGGAAGAUCAGGAGAAGAACUUAAACCCCAGAUGCAUAUAAAAAAUGGACAUAACCAAUGUGACGUCAAAGACUGUUUUGAAGCCUUAAGGUUUGUAUCUGUUAUGGUUUCGGUCUUUUUGGAAUCAGUUUUAGGAGAUAGAUUAACACCCAAUUAUUUAUUUAUUGUUUUAGUUAUUAUUUUAGUUAUUUUAAAAUGACAACCAGCAAAUUCAGUGCAUGCAAAGUCAAAUGCACAGUUAGAGUUCGACCUGGUCGUUUAACUGGACCACCAUUCUUGUCCCAUUAUAAAAAGAAAAAAGCAGCUUUAUUGGGAAUUCACCUGUAAUAUAAGCUUACUCUUUCAUUUUUUUACAAAUAUAUGCAAAAUUUUGGAACUUUUGAGCAUGUGCAGCAUGCUCAUGCUCAUUUAAGUUAAUAUUUAAAACUAUUUGACCCCAUUUGAGUCCAGUUUUUGGAAAGAAAGGAGUUUGGUCUUUGAAUGGGAAUGUGUUGGGAAUUAGGUGUUUCAUAUACUGCCCCCUCUCUGUUAUCAGUGGUAUUGCACUUAAAGGCACUUCUGCAUUAGCUUCACUUUGACUGGAAGUCACUGUGUCCAUAUACAGGCCAUGGUCUAAACACAGAAAAGUUUAUGGGUUUCCCCUCAUCUAUGUAUGCUUUAUGCUAACGAGCCAAAUUUAUUCAGUGUGUCUUUUCUUUCUUUUUGCCUAUCAUGUUGCCAUGAGCUUGUAAAGAUCUACUGUUGCUUCUGUAAAGUAGGGGUUAUUUACCUGUAAGUGCAGAGGAGGUUCAGAUGUGGUGGGACAGAACAGAGAAAAACUGAGAUUGAAGAUACUUGAACAUCAGAGAUAUUCUGGGUCAGUGCAAUGAGAAUCAUUUCAAAGGGAGACGUUUAAUCAACUUUCUAUCAGAAAGUCACCGCUGUGCAGAUUUAUUCAUUGUGUAACUUUAAAUUUCCUCAGCUGCUUUUACUUGUUUUACUAAAUCUGACUGUUGAGGAGCAGACGAGGCUUUCCAACUUUAUCUAACAGAAGUGGAUCGUUAAAAGUGAAGAAUCCUCAUCCUCUCAGCCGUCAUAUGGACACAGCUACAUGUACAGCUGAGAGUGUUUCAAGCAUGGAUUUAGAGCUGAUGUACAAAGUGUAAAAGAACACCAUUUCUAUAUUUCCCAGUUGUGUUUUUUUCUGCUUUUUUAAAUUUAACAAAAGCUGUUUUCUUUUUGGCGUAAACCUUCAAACAUGAGUAAUACACAGUCUGUCCUCUUUAAUUCUAAAGUUUUGCAUAUUUCUUAAUGAUGUUAUCAGUUUAUUAUCUGGUUGUGGAGGAAUUUUGGUCAACUCUUCUUUCCAGUUUGCAGCAUUGGUUUCUGCAGCUCUCUGAAGGUCCCACCAUGACUGGAUCAUGUCAGCAUCUUGAUUCUUUUCUUUUUCAGCCUCUCUGUUGUCGAUCUGCUGCUGGGUUUGGGAUCAAUGUCCUGCAGCACGAGACACUUUCAGCCAAGCUUUAGCUGUUUGACAGAUGGACUCACAUUUGGUGCUACAAUACCAUACCAUUCUAUUUCUGAAGUACUUUAGUCAGUUGUUAUGUUGUUUUCAAAGUACUGUACAGUAACUGUGAGAGAAAAUAAGGACCUCAAAUGGCACAAAUGAAAAACAGGACCUAAAAUGCAAAUAAAGGUAGAAAUAAAAAAAUAAAACAGAUCUAUAUUAACACAUUGGAUCUAUAGAAAUUUAUAAUAAAAGUGUAUACAAAAUAGUGAAAUACAGACAAAAGACGAUUUUUAAACGAGUUUUAAAACGGCAGGAGGAGCUGCCUGACCUGCAGCCGCUCAUUCGGCAUUUUAGAGACUACAGCUCUAUUAUACAACUGAUUUAUAAUGUCUUCGGUGCUGUUUACAUCAUCUGAUCAGCUGAUCUAAGAGCACAUGAUGGCAUGUAAGAGUGAAGCAGCUCCGAAAGAUAAAAACAAAACCUUAAAAUGGACUCAUAAAUGAACAGGAAGCCAGUGAGGGGACCCUAAAGCUGGAGUUAUGUGCCCUCAUUUGCUUGUACUAGUUAAAAAUUGUGUGGCUACUCUAGAAUACUUUGGUAUCCAGAGGAGUUUAUGCUAGGUGUCCACAUCACCCCCCUCCACCACCGUGCUGGACAGUUGGUAUGCAGUGGUUGUGCUGAUGUGUUCUACUUUCUGCGUUGACCGAACAUCUCCACUGUGUUCUGGUCUGUCUAAAGGACCUUGUUCCAGAAGUCUGGUGUUUGUUCAGAUGCAGCUUUGCAAACCUCAGCCAUGCUACUAUGUUCUUUGCAGAGAGAAGAGGUUUUAUCCAAACGAGGCACACUGGUCCAGUUUUUUCUAACUGGACUGUCAGGAACUUUAGGGUUUAACAUGAUAACCGAGGCCUGGAGAGUCUGACAUGGAGCUCUUAGGUUUUUUCACUGAGCAUUGCGUGGUCUGAACUUGGCAGCUGUUUUAAAUCUUUUCCAGGUUGUAUUUACCAGGUUUUAGGGCCUGGCAAGGACCGGAUUAUUUUUAGGCAUCAUGAUGUCCUGAUAUGUGAAGUGGAGAAGGAUAUGAUUUGCUUUUCACAUGACGUCCUCUAACUUCAGUCAGCUGACGUUAUUCAUCAGGCUCCCGUCAUGUUUUCAGCUACUUGUUAUUUCAGUG
Melanotaenia boesemani (Boeseman's rainbowfish) is the source of this 5929-nucleotide messenger RNA. RefSeq names its product TBC1 domain family, member 25 (gene tbc1d25). Lineage: Eukaryota; Metazoa; Chordata; Actinopteri; Atheriniformes; Melanotaeniidae. The record is from RefSeq and is a predicted model, not a curated record. The transcript is spliced from 7 exons. Gene Ontology annotation, molecular function: GTPase activator activity. Gene Ontology annotation, biological process: activation of GTPase activity; regulation of autophagosome maturation. Gene Ontology annotation, cellular component: autophagosome. The coding region runs from base 124 to 2706 and encodes 860 amino acids.